AAAAUGGCUGAUGAAAAAUACUUAUCACAUUUAAGUACAUUAAAAGAAAUAAUAUUGGAUGAAGAAAGGUUGGUUACAUAUGUAUCUAUUAGCAAAGAAUUCUGUAUUCAUGUUAAUGAAAGCAAAUCUCUGUUGAAUAAAGUGGCAGCGGAAAUUAGAAAAAAACACCCAGAAACGAUGCUCAAUAUUACAUAUAUUAUAUCUGGAUUAACGAAUGAUAACAAAGCUCAAACGAACGUUUGUCCUGAAAGUGAAGUAACAGACUAUCGGAAGGGGCUGAAGUUAGUUUUCUUUGAGCACAUAUACAGUAUUAACAAGGGAAAACCUUCCGUAGAUAAAGUAGCUUUCAUGGCGAUUACUACAUUUGAAGAUUACCAAUUAUGUUCGGGCUUGUUAAAGAAUAAUGUAUGUUCUAAAUUGACAUUAGAUGAAAUAAGUAGAUUGAAGUCAUCCAGCCAGGUGGCAGUAGCUGAACAAAAAGUGACUAAACCACCUCCAAAGAAAAUUAAAGAGGAAAAUGAGAGAGACAAAGUUUUGAAUGGUGAUGCCAAGAAAGCAGAGGUAAAAUCUGAAGCAUUUGUAAAGAAAGAAAAAAUGUCACCACAAAAGAAUCUGUCCCCACAAAAAAGUACUGUAAAUGGCAACAAGCAGAAGACAGAUGUCAAGAAUACUAAUAAAUCUCAAAAAGGAAUAGCUGGGUUCUUCAGCCGGUCUGACAGUGCUCCAUCAAAGAAAUCAACAAAAGAGACUACGAAAAAUGAACCUGAUAUUAAAAUAAAAUCAGAGUCAGAUGCCAAAGAUAAUGAUGAACAAAUGGAUGUAGAUAUUGAUGACAAGGUACCAGAGAAAGAGAAAAAUGAUGAUAAACCGGUCAGCACUAAUGGUGUAAAAACAAAGAGGACUGAGAAUAACACUGUAAAAAAUAAUUCCAAAAGCACUAACAAGUCUUUGACCCAAAUAAAAAAGAAUGCCAAGGUUGAUAAAAAGCGUAAAAGGGUCUUACACAUUUCAGACAGUGAGAGUGAUGAAGAGAAAAAUGACCCAUUUGUUGAUGAUGAAGAUGUGCUCGAUAAAAAAAUGGAUGUGGAAUCUGAAGAUGAGAUACCUCCAACACCGGCUGUUAAUACCAUCAAAGUGACAUCCAAUAUGUUAAAUCCUAGGAAGAGAAGAAAGAUAGUUAACAAAACAUAUACUGAUGAGGAUGGAUACAUAUUAACUAAGAAAGAGGAAGUUUAUGAGAGUUUGUCAGAAAAUGAGGACACAGACAUGAAGGAAAAUGUAGAAAAAGUAAUUAAAGAAGCAGCCAGUGAAAAGAAAGCAUUAGUUAAGUCCGAGGUCUCUCCAACUAAUAAGAAAAGUGGCCCUAAAAAUAGCAAAAAGAAGAUAUCUCCCCCUCAGAAAGGGAAACAAGCUACACUUAUGAACUUCUUCAAAAAAGCUUGAUUCACUGGUCCAAUAUGUAAAUCAUGGUUUUUGAAAAUAAUGAGUUAUGAAAAAUGUUUUGUUUUAUACUUGUAUCUGUUCCAAUAAACUUUUUUUACUAUAAU
Messenger RNA from Cydia amplana, 1547 nucleotides. It is a transcript of the gene PolD3, whose product is annotated as DNA polymerase delta subunit 3. The record is from RefSeq and is a predicted model, not a curated record. Gene Ontology annotation, biological process: DNA synthesis involved in UV-damage excision repair; DNA replication; nucleotide-excision repair, DNA gap filling. Gene Ontology annotation, molecular function: DNA-directed DNA polymerase activity. Gene Ontology annotation, cellular component: delta DNA polymerase complex; nucleus. The annotation marks the transcript as partial. Lineage: Eukaryota; Metazoa; Arthropoda; Insecta; Lepidoptera; Tortricidae. The transcript has a single exon.